CUAAACACUGACAUUAAAACUAAAUAGAAAGAAAGAAGCAGCUGGAUCACUUUUAACUUUUCCUUUUAGUUUCUGUUUGAGCUCUGAUUGGUUGGAUCAACAUUUCCCUCCAGAUUGAAUCAACAACUGGACAUGAUGAGAAUGUGGGUUCUGGUUCUGGAUCCCAUCAGAACAUCUGUGAGCUCAUUAACACUCUCCAGAACCAGUGAGAGAACCUAGAACCGGCUGGAACUGCAGAGGUUCUGGUCCAGAAAACGGGUCAGGUUGGUUCCGAUUGAGCAGAAAUCAAAUAUUCUCCAGAACUAACAGGAAGUGGAGGAGGUACAGGCUGGGCCUCUGGUUCUCAUCAGGGCUGAACCUUCGGUUCUGGACCUCUGGUUCUGAUGAGGAGGACGGACCGGAGGGGUCAGACUGGACCUACAGGAUAGCUGCAGAUCGGCCCGGUCUCGGUGUCUGACCCGGUUUGGGAUCCGGGCCGACCCUGAAACCGACUCGGGUCAGCUGGGAGCCGUCCAACAUCUGCCAGCUUCCAGAGCAGGAUUAACCCGCCAACCAGAACUGGGAUCUGAGGAAACAUCUGCCUGGAGAGAACCAGGGGUCCGGUUGGGUUCCAUCUGAAUUGGACCAGAACCGCCAUCUGGUCAUGGUCCAGAUAUCAGAACCUCCAGCUGAUGCCUUCAUCCUGGACCUGAUGCCAGAACGGCUGCAAACUGAAGCGGGACCGGCCUCAGGUUCCGGGUAAUCCGGUUCCGCUGUGCGCCAGCGGGGGGCGCUGUGAUGCUGCCGAGGAGCCGCUGAGCCAGCGGGGAGUCCGCAGGAGGAGGAGGAGUAAUCGGACACCGACCCCCGGAGCUGCUGCUGGCUGCUCAGAGUGAAGCGGAGCCCGGCGACAGCGGCGGCGGGUCGGUCAGUCUGUCAACCCCGCGGACAGCGAGCGGAGGAGCGGCGGAGCAGAGUGGGAGUCUCCGGUCUCCCUGCGGAACUUUCCCCGGCUUCAGCUCUCCCAUCGGCGGCUGCCGCUCCGCAGCGCUGCGUGGACGAUUAACGGAGUUGUGUGAAAGUGGGAGAAGUCGCGUUUCCGGCAUCCUGACAGCCCCCACGAUGAAGAAGAACAGCUCCGGGAAACGGGGUCCGGCGGACCCCGGCCAGCAGAACCCAGCACCAGACAAAACGGGCUGGAUCAGGAAGUUCUGUGGGAAGGGGAUCUUCAGGGAGAUCUGGAAGAACCGCUUCGUGGUUCUGAAAGGAGACCAGCUGUUCAUCUGUGAGAAGGAGGUGAAGGAACUGGGCCGGGCCGAUGAAGUUCUGGACCUGUCCGACUACGAACGCUGCGAAGAGAUCAGGAAGAACAAGAGCCGCAGCAAGAAGAACCACAGCAAGUUCAGACUGCAGCGCUGCAGCUCACCAGGCAACACGGUGCCCAACCAGGUGUUCCUGGCCGUCAGCCCGGAGGAGAAGGACUCCUGGAUCAACAUCCUGAACACAGCCAUCACCAGAGCCAAGAACCGGAUCCUGGAUGAGGUGAUGGUGGACGACUCCCAGCUGUCACACCUGACCAGAGACCGAGUGAAGAUCCCUCAUAACCGCCGACUGCCCACCAGAGGCCACCUGCUGGCUGUGGGUUCCACCUCCUCCUCAGACGGGAUGCUGACCCUUGACCUCAUCCAGGAGGAGGACUCCGCGUCUCAUAAAGGCAUCGCCUCAGAACCGCCGGCCCGGCCCGGUCCGGACUGUCCCAGGUCCCAGACGGACGGGUCGCUGGCGGACCGGACCGCUGAGUCGUCUUCCAAGUCCCAGAGCCUUCCCUGCGAGACGGCCGUGUGGCAGAAGACGGGUGCGGCCCAGACCCCCCAGCAGGACCGGCGGCUCGGCGCCGCGGAGAAGAACCGCUGCGCCUCCAUGGACGAGAUUCUGAACCCUGACGCCAAGAACCAAACCCCGAACGGAACUGGCGGAACCGCGGCACCGCUCGGCCGGCUACAGGAGCUCAUCGACCAGAAGCUGGAGCGGACGGAGCGGCUACUGCUGGAGGUCCGGACCGACGCCGAGCCGGGUGGCGCCAAGGGCGGGAAGCCGGCGCCGGACGGCCCGCGGGCCGAGGCGGAGCGGCUCCUGAAGGAGGCGGUGGCUGCCUGGACCCAGUCCCGGCAGGUUCUGGAUGAGAUCCAGGAGCUGAAGGCGCUGUACCGCCAGCUGGAGCCCGGCUGCCCCAACAGCACCAAACCCAACCGUAAGAGCCUGAUGUGAACCGGGCCAGACCAGAACCACAGCCCGGUUCUGGACUAUGCUGGGUCCUAAUGACUUCCCUGGUGUUCCGAAGAGCAGAACCUCAGAUUCUGUUUCCCUCAUCAAGCCUGUCAGAAGUUCCUGUUCUGUUGGACCUGGCCGGGUCCCUGAAGCUCCGCCCACAAACACCUGAGCAUCAGGUGUCCUCUCAGGUUUCUGUGGUUUCAGGAAGAACUUUGACCCGAGGUUCUGGUUGGACCAACUCUUGGGUUUGGACCCACCUAAAAUUCUGCUGUAAUUGAAAUGCUGCUUUUUACUGGGUUUUGAUCCGGUUCAGUAUCUCAAACCCGGAUCAGAACCAACAGACGGAUUUUGAGAGUUCUGGGAGGUUCUGAAGGAAACCAGCUGAUUUUUUUCUGCAGGGAAAAAGUUUCAGAUGUUUUUAUUACAAAGUUGAUCGAAGUCAACGUCUAUGCAGAUGAUGUGGUUCUGUUGGUUAAAGGUCCGAUUGGUGUGAGGCCCGGCUCCAGAGGAGCAGGUUCUGGUAGAGGAGGAAAUGAUCUGGGUCUACGGCCACAUUCCAGUCCUGAGAUGCGGACCAGAACCGACGGAAGCUGGUUCUGGAUGGAGGCAGAUAAAACCGGGUCAGGGGUUCUGCCUCAGUCAGGACUGGAUCAGGACAAUCCUUCUCGUUCAGCUCAUUACUGUGACAGUCUUUCAGGUAUGACUAUAGCAUUAGCAUUUCCCAUCAGCCACUUGAAUUUUAGGAUGACGGCUGUUUUUCAAGAUGGCUGCUGCUUUUUACACCCUUUAAACCAGUUAUUACCAUAAAACGUUUCCCAUUUUCAUGACUCGGAUGAACUUCAUGUGACAUCAUGUUUUGGUCGUCCGGUUCAUGAAAUGUUAAGUGAUAAAAUGCAACAGGAUCAGAAGCUCCACACCAGGCAUCACCUGUCAAGUUUUGGACAUUUUUGGCUGUCCACUGCUACCGUACCGUCAGAGCGCGGCAGACGUAUGAACGACGGCAGGAAAGAAGAAAAAAUAUGGCAGUUUCAAAACGGGAGAUUUGAAGAAGACAACAGUCAGCUUUUUUUUGUUUAGCAGUUUAGCGUUAGCUUAUGUUUUUAAUGCAUUUAGCAUUUGCUAGCAUAUCAUUUAGCAGCUUAGCAAUAGAAUCUGCUAAUUGUUUUAAUUCACCUAAUGGUUUAGCAUUAGUGUAGCUAAGAUUGUAGGUUAGCCUACUGCUGGCAAUAACUGAUUUUAUUGCAACCAUAUACUAUCCAACAACCAUGAUGGCCAUUUUGAAACAUAAGAUGAAGAAAAUAUGAUGCUAAUGUCUCAAAAUAUGUAGGCUGUGAUUUGACACCAAACACAUUCAUAUAAUUGGUGAUUUUAGUACCAAAACAAUGGCAGCCAUCUUGAAAAAAUCUAUUUUAAAAAAUGUAUUAUCAGACAUGGGUUAAUUUAUAUGAUUUGACACCAAAGUAUGCAUCUGUGAUAAAUAUUUUCAGUUUUAGUGAAAAAAAUUCCAGCAGUGGCCAUCUUGAAAGAUGGCAGCCAUCUCCAAUUUUUCAGUGGCAGUGUUUUUUUUCAAAGAAGCAAGCCCCGGUAACAUCUGUGCCAAGUUAGGUUGUAGCUUCCGCAUGUUACCUGUUGCUCUGCGGCGUCUCCACUGGGCGGAGAACCUGGCUGUCCAGAACCGUCCAAAGGUUCUGUUGGAUCCACAGAGGGAACAGAAGGUCCAUUUGAGUUUUAGCUCGUUUGGCUUUCUGUGGAACAGAACUGACCUGUUCACACCUGCAGGUUUUCUAGAAGGUUCUGCUGAGAAUAGCUGGUUCUGACUUUCCCAAGCCGUUCAGAACCAGAACCUGCUGCUUCUCAGGUAGAUUUAAACGGACCGGCCGGACCGCCAGGCUGAAUGUGCCAACAGUUCUUUGUUCCAUAAAAUUCUGGUUCGAUCCAGAGUGUUGGAUCGGACCUCCCAUGUGGUGUUUCUUACUCAGACUGAUGGUUUCUAUGGAGCAGGAGGUACCGGCAGAUCCAUUUCAGGGUUCUAACAGAACCGCUGACUCCAGCUGAUGGACCGGCUGGAGAAGAUUCCUCAUGCAGGACAAUCGGCUUUUCCUCCUGUGUGGUUCCGUUUCUUUGGUUCGACCCAAACUGCUCCAACAGUCAUGAACCAGAACACCACCACUGAUUCUGGUUCUGUUUCGACCAGCUGGUUCUGCUCCGUAUUGGUACGAUGUUGGACUGAGCUCUCGUGGAUUUUUCGCCGUUUUCCAGCCUCAGUCGCUUAUUAUCUAAAUGUAUUCCUGUGGCCUUAAACCCUGCAGGGGAUCAUGGGAGAUGUAGUUCAGUUGAGAUGGGAGCCACUGGAGCAGCUGAGAGUUCUGACCUGUUAAUGUGCUGAAAUAAAAUCUGUAAAGUGAA
Messenger RNA from Poecilia latipinna (sailfin molly), 4656 nucleotides. Its product is annotated as pleckstrin homology domain-containing family O member 1-like. Gene Ontology annotation, cellular component: ruffle membrane; muscle cell projection membrane. Gene Ontology annotation, biological process: regulation of myoblast fusion. The transcript has 6 exons. NCBI's taxonomy places the organism in Eukaryota, Metazoa, Chordata, Actinopteri, Cyprinodontiformes, Poeciliidae. The record is from RefSeq and is a predicted model, not a curated record. Bases 1102 to 2247 code for a protein of 381 amino acids.